AUUAAAAACAUUUUUCGCAGCACGGAGUAUUAAAAAGACAAAAAACCCCGCAAUUUUUUGCCGGGACACCUGGGUCAUAGUCGGCGAUGGCGGACGGCAGCGGCGAAGCUUUUUAGAGUGGGAGCGAUGGAAGUGGCGGCGGAGGGGCUGUGGGGAUUGGCGGAUCAUCACGAGAAGAAAGGUCAGAUCGGAGAGGCUGUAAAAUGCUUAGAAGCCAUAUGCCAGAGUCACAUCUCCUUCCUCCCAGUCGUCGAAAUCAAGACUCGUCUCCGUGUGGCCACACUUCUCCUCAAGUACUCCACCAACAUCAACCACGCCAAAGCUCAUCUAGAGCGCUCACAAUUGCUUUUGAAGUCCAUUCCAUCAUUCUUUGAGUUAAAGUGCAGAGCAUACAGCUUAUUGAGCCAAUGUUACCAUCUUUUGGGGGCCACUGUGUCUCAAAAGCAGAUACUCAAUAAGGGAUUGGAACUAAUUGCAACUUCUGAGGAUGGGUUUUCUGCAAGGUUAUGGUUCUGCAAUUUCAAUUCUCAGCUUGCAAAUGCUUUGAUAAUUGAGCAAGACUUUAACGGAUCAAUUUCUGCUUUAGAACGUGGGCUGUGUUCUGCAGCUGAAAUGUGCUACCCAGAGUUACAGAUGUUUUUUGCGACCUCUAUCUUACAUGUACAUCUCAUGCAAGGGGAGAAUGCAAGUGUUGUUCAGGAAGUUGUCAAUCAAUGUAAUUUAAUCUGGGAAUCAAUUGAGCUAGAUAAAAGACAGCAAUGCAUUGGCUUGCUAUUUUAUUACGAGCUGUUGCAAGUGUUCUAUCUGCUUCGAAUAUGUGACUAUAAGAAUGCUGCACAGCACGUCGAGAAAUUAGAUGAUGCAAUGAAGUCUGACUUACAGCGGAGACAACAUAUCAAGGAUCUCAAUGAAGAAUUAACUGAGCUCAAUAGAAGUCUUUGUGGUUCUGAUAUUAACUACGCAAACAGAUCUGCUUUAUCUCAGAAACGGGCUCACCUUGAAGAACAACUCAAUAAUUUAACAGGUUUGGGUUCAACCGGCCAAGAAUAUUUGGAACCAACACAUUUUGGAAAUGUGAAACGUGUAUGGGGCGAUAAGCUCGAAUUGGCACCACCUCCUAUUGAUGGAGAGUGGCUACCAAAAGGUGCUAUUUAUGCAUUGGUGGAUCUUACUGUAAUUGUAUUCAGUCGUCCCAAAGGACUAUUUAAGGAUAUUCUGAAGCGGAUACAGUCCGGACUACAAACCAUUCAAGGGGAACUUGAAAAACUUGGGAUCAGUGAUGGGGUAAGAGAGGCGGAUCUGCUACAUUCUGCCAUUUGGAUGGCCAGUGUUUUAUUAAACAUUUUGAUGCAGUUUUUUGAAAAUAAAGUUGCAGUUGAUCUCACACGUUCUGAAUUUGUUGACGCACAAGAGGGUUUGGUGCAAAUGAGAAAUUGGUUUAUACGCUUCCCGACAAUUUUACAGGCAUGCGAGAGUACUAUUGAAAUGCUUAGAGGGCAGUAUGCACAUUCUGUUGGUUGCUAUGAAGAGGCUAGUUUUCAUUUUGUUGAGGCUUCAAAGCUUACAGAGAGCACGAAUAUGCAAGCUAUGUGCCACAUUUAUGCAGCAAUCUCAUUUAUCUGCAUUGACAAUGCUGAGUCAUUUUCAAAGGCUCUUGAACUUAUUGGACCAGUUAUGGGAAUAAUCGAUUCUUUUGUUGGAGUACGAGAGAAAACCAGUGUCUUCCUCGCACACGGGUUUCUGUUGAUGAGGCAGCAAAGUGCACAAGAAGCAAGAGUUAAACUAGCUGCUGGUCUGCAGAUAGCACAUAAUUCAUUGGGGAAUCUUCAACUCGUUUCACAAUACUUAAGUGUGUUAGGGAAUUUAGCUCUUUCAGUUCAUGAUACUGGACAAGCUAGGGAGAUCCUGAGAUCUUCAUUAACCCUGGCAAAGAAGCUAUAUGAUCUUCCUACUCAAGUUUCUGUACUAUCCAAUUUGACUGCUCUAUACAAGCAGUUGGGUGAGGAAGGGAAUGAAAGUGAGAAUCGUGAAUACCAAACAAAGAAAUUAGAAGAGCUACAAAAGCGACUCAGACAUGCUUGUUCAUCUAAUCACCAUAAGGAACUGAUUGCGAAAGCGAAAACCAAAGUUCCUGAGUGGAGUAAUUGCAAUACAAGAAGAACAACAUCCAACCCUACUACAGGAGUUGAUUUGGACAUUCCGGAAUCCAUUGGCCUAUCAACUGCUUCUUCCAUCCCCAAUUCGUCGUCAUCAAGAUUAAUGGAGGUUGAUCUCGGGAGGAGGCUCAGAAAGAGAAACAUGUAGCUCAGAAAGAGAAACUGGUUUGGUCAUGCUUUCAUUUUAUUUAUAGUAGUAGGAUAUAU
This is a messenger RNA of Cuscuta campestris, 2363 nucleotides long. The record is from the annotation of a GenBank genome assembly. Lineage: Eukaryota; Viridiplantae; Streptophyta; Magnoliopsida; Solanales; Convolvulaceae.